This is a messenger RNA of Camelina sativa (false flax), 2754 nucleotides long. NCBI's taxonomy places the organism in Eukaryota, Viridiplantae, Streptophyta, Magnoliopsida, Brassicales, Brassicaceae. The record is from RefSeq and is a predicted model, not a curated record.
CGCUUCGUAGCCCAGCUAAUUUCAAAAUCUUCCCCCUUCCGAGUUCCUCCGUCGGCGAUUUUUCUCUCCGGUGCCUCCGUCGUCUUGUUCCCGUUGAACGUUUACCGUUAGCGCGUACCUCAGAUUCAACUUCAAAUCGAUUCAACCGUUGAUUGUCAAGAGGAAUACUGAACAGAUUUUGCCAUGUCUGCAUCUGCUAAAAGAAGUUCUACAGAUACUCAGGAGAAAGAUCUAAUGCUCGACAAAGACAUGGAAAAGGACACAUGGAACUUUAAGUCAAUGACGGAUGAUGAUCCUAUGGAUUUUGGCUUUGACUCGCCAGCAAAAAAUAAGAAGAAUGCCUUCAAGCUGGAUAUGGGUUUCGAUCUAGGUGGAGAUUUUGGAAAUCUAUCAUCAUUCAAAAUGGACAUGCCAGACUUUGAUUUCUCAAGCCCAGCCAAGAAAACCACAAAAACGAAAGAAAGCUCUGAUGAUAAAUCUAGUGAAAAUUCAAAACAGAAAAAGAAUCCAUUUGCCUUCUCUUAUGAUUUUAAUGCGUUAGACGACUUUGAUCUUGGUUCAAGCCCACCACUGAAGAAGGGAAACAAGACUAUGAGCACGAACAUGGAUUGUGAAGAAAUUUCUGCAAAAAGAAAGAUUGAUAAGUCAGACGAUUUGGACUUUGAUCUAGACUUAUCAAUAACCAGACAAGCUCCCUCCAAGGCAAAGACAGAUGUUCAGGUAAAAGCUUCAGCUGAAAAAGAGAACCAAGGUUCCAAGACUACAGCUACUAUGGUUGUUGAUAGUAGCACACACUCUGAUCAAGCUACAUUAGAGAGCAUGGAAAAUUUGGAGGCGGUGGAAUCACCUCAAGGUCCAAGUUUAAAAACCUCAACAACUCAUACAAUGCCUGUGCAACCUCAAUCCAUAAACACUUCACCGUUGAAGACAUCAUGUUCAAUGGUUGAAGAAAAGGAUGAACCACGUCCUUUAAAUGAAACCGCAGCACCCUCGCCAUUACAUGCUUCUGAGACUGCACAUACUGCAGUAAGCAGAGGAACCAGUCCAGGUAUCCAUGAAAUCUACAGGCCUGGCACAAAAGAAGACUGCGCUAAAGAUCUAGAACAGAAUGCCAAUAAUAAAAUGAUUUCCACCAUGGAUUCAAGUUAUGAGAAGACUGAACAAACUUCAGCAAACAUCUCAUCUCAGCUUUGUUCAGACAAGAUAGAACAUCAACAGGAAGAAAUGAGUACACAUACUCAGGCAGAAAUACCGGAUCACACAAAUGGAACACUCUGUGAUCCAGAUCGUAGACGUUCUCUAACAACUUUCUCAGGAAAUAUACCACCAGGCACUCGUCCAAACCAAAAUGCCCAGGUAGAAGAUUUGAGUGGAAAGCUACCUCUGGAUCCAUCCCACAGUGAGCUAGGGAUCAAUAAUUUGAGGGCCAUGCAAAACAAAGACUCCGGACUUAUCAGAUCCAAGUUCUUUAAGAAGCCAGAAAAACCACAAUCUCAUGUGCUGGAGUCCUCUUCAAUUCAAUCAGAGAUUCAGCCAGUUGGCCGAGAAAGGAUUGGAUCGAACUUGAUCCCUUCAAAUGAUAGGAGACAUGAUACUAAAGAUGCGUUACCUGGAUCCAAAACUAGAUCAUGUCCGAUUGAGCUUGUCAACACAGAUUCCGAAAAGAAUGCAGCAAAUCCUAAUCCGACCAGCAGUUCCUAUGAAAAGAAAAUCCAUAAGGACCAUUCAAAUUCCAAGACUGUAGAAAAUGUAGCUGGGCAGAUGGAUCAUUUAAAGCUGCAAGCCAAAAAUACAACUAGAGAGAAGUCCAUCUUGCAGAUCAAUAUAAGCUCAAAACUUGAUGCUUCCAGCUUGACUCAGAAGCUAAGCAAACAUUUGAGUUCUGGAGCCGAAUCUUUGCAGAAGUCCAAGAUUGUAUCUCUCGAAAGGCCUAAACUUGGAAAUAUUAUAUCUGAUCUUCGUGCAGUGAAAACUCAAAGGACAAUUGGAGUAAAUAAAGACCAAACGAGUUCUGCGGUGCAACCAGAAGUUGGCUCUUCCAUAAACAAGGAAAGAAUUACUGAAGCGCCAGUUGAAAAAAGCUCUGAGAUUCAACAUUUGGCUCCUAGGGACAAAACACAAAUCCUGCACUGUCCAUCUUCUUUAAAGCGGAAAGCUGAUGAGGAUGCAGAUAGGUCAUGGAAGCCACAACUUAAACGUUUUUCCAUGUCUCCAAGAGAAAACAGGAACGUUGAGGAGCUCACACAUAGAGCUGUGCAAGGAAAGUUCUCAAGCCAAGAGAGUAGAAUAGAUAAUAAUACAACCAAAGAGCUUGUCAAGGAAAGUCCACGGACUAAGUCUCAUUACCAGAACAUAAACAUGGCAAAUCUGGAGAUCCCAAUCACGGAGAAUGCUGAUAACAUAGAAAAAGCUGAAGCAUACACAAAAGAACUCGACAAUAUCUGCAACAUUCUGAAGAAGAAACAUGAGGAAGCGAAAGAGUUACUUGUCCGUGCUGUAGUAAACAACAAUAAGCUGCUGAUGCUCAACCAUCCUUUAUAUGAAGACAAGAUUCGUCUGGUCCAGAAGUUUGCAGCCAAGUUGACUAUAUAAGGGACACAUAAUGAACACUCAAACAACUGUUGCUAAAAGGUUCAGUGGAUUUACACUAACACGUCCAAACGUACAGAAAGGUUGACGUGAUAUUAGUCCAAGGUAACUCAACCCUCUUUUCUCAUUUUGCUGGAUAAUAAAGAAAAACACCGUUAAAUUGCG